This is a messenger RNA of Caenorhabditis sp. 36 PRJEB53466, 7810 nucleotides long. NCBI's taxonomy places the organism in Eukaryota, Metazoa, Nematoda, Chromadorea, Rhabditida, Rhabditidae. The record is from the annotation of a GenBank genome assembly.
AUGAUCAAAUGGCAGGAUGGAGUGCAGGAUUGUUACGAUGCUUCCGAUGAGGGUGAGAUUUCACUUUUUUUGGGAAAUACUAGGUUUUGAACGCAUUUUUUAGCGUUGCCAGAUAAUGUAUAGUUCCAUAGAACGUUUGCCCAGUAUCUGGACACCUUGUACUUGGUUUUUGUAGUUGAUCACUUUUCUCUAGGACCACUUUCUGGAGUACGGUAGUUCCUUGAAGUUGGGAUGAGUUAGCGCCUAGAAAUUUCAGUGCUAACUUCCAAGAGCUACAGUACCCCAGGAAGUGGUCGUACAAAAAAGUUGUCAACUACAAAAAUGAAGUACUAGGCGCCAAGACAUAUCACAAAAAAUUUGGGAGCUGUACGACGUCUACCAACGCAGAAAUAUGCGUUCAAAGUUUCCACUAAACAAGAGAAUGUAGAAAAAGAUGAGUACUGUUUUGGCCACAGAUGUACUCAAAAAUUGAACCCAACAAAGGCAUAUUUUUUUGGAAAAUUGGUCAACCGGUUUGAUCUGUACGACUCAUAUGAAACUGAAAAAGAUACGAUUUGUUUCUCUUGAAAAUCUAGGUCCUUGAUGAUUUCUAGAACAUUUCUAGAAGUUUUCUCCAGGAAAAAAGUGCUGCGUAAAUUUUAGUGCUGCGUAAAUUUUAGUGCUGCAUAAAUUUUAGUGCUGCGUAACUUUGGCGUUGCUUAUAGUCUAGUGCUGCGUAAAUUUCCGUGCUGCUUAACUUUUGGUGCUGCUUAACUUUUAGUGCUGCUUAACUUUUAGUGCUGCUUAACUUUUGGUGCUGCUUAUAGUUUAGUGCUGCCUAAAUUUCAGUGUUGCUUAACUUUUGGAAUCAACUACUGUGCUUUCUACUAUAUUUUUCUUUCCAACCAGUUUUCACCCGACCGCAUAAGCCCAUUACGAGAAAUUCACAAUAUCCGCAUGCGUUGGCAACAAAAAGAGAUGUUUUUUGGGGGGUGUGGGUAGGUAGGUGAUGAUCGGUAACCACUUGCGGCCUCCUCAGAAUGCACUUGACUUGUGGGCCACUUUUGUGCGUCUCAUACACAUUUUCCGCACCGUAAUUAGGUCCCAAUUAGACGCGUUCCUCCUUUUUUCCUUUUCCAAGUCAUUGAGCCUAUAAUAGAUACCUUUUUGCCUGAAAAAAUGGAAACUGGGACAAAGUUCGAGAGAGAAACAGCAACGGAAAAAUGUUAAAUGUAUAAUAUUAAAUUCGAAACGGCUAUUCUACACCUGUUAUAAUUGGGUUGGCCUUCACGAAAAUGCGUAUGCAACUGACUUUCAAUACCCAAAAAGGUCAUGAAACCGGAGGAUAUUUAAUUGCUUGUCUUCUUCUUCUUCUUCUUCUUCUUGUACCCAACAGAACCUAGUUAACGGGUAAAUUGCACCAUGUCCGGUGAGGAGGGGGGUCUAGAGAUUUGUCCUUCCUUGUCCUGACACAGCUGGGACGACGUAAUUUGGGAGAAAAUUGGACGAGGAGAACACUUUUCGAAUUUGAAGUGGAAAAGAAAGACAAAAACCGAAAAAAUGGGGUGACAUUACUGUAUGGCCGGAUUUAAAAAAAAACAAAAACUACAGUAAUCCGAAAGACCUUCAAUUCGUGAUUUCAGUGUGCCUGCCGUGGCAAUUCGACUGUCAAUUCGGAUCGCCGCGUUGUGUCUCCAAAAACAAGUUGAACGAUUUGAAAAUCGACUGUUAUUCGGGUUUCGACGAAGGAUGCCCCGCCCACUUUUACGUUUGCAAGGACAAAAGCACGUGUAUUCCGCCGGAAAAGUACCUGGACGGACGGCCCGAUUGCAAGGAUCGCAGUGAUGAGCGUAAGGAGUACUAUGAUUUUGAACUAAAAAGUUAAGAAGCAUCAGCAAUUGGGUUAAACAAAAAACUAUCGAGUCGAAUGGACGGUCAGCCUAUCGAGCGACUGUAGUAAACUUGCGAACGGUAGCUGGCCCGGCCACAAAUGCUCUCGCGAAUACCGCAACGCCACACUGUUCUGGCCAUUCGUUUGCCGAGAUCUUCUUUCAUUUUCUUUCCUUCCCCAGUCACUGUCUUUCCAAAGGCUAGUGCGCCGCGUUAGAACAGAGUGUCGUUGAGAAAACAAAGUAUACGGUACAGAGCCCGCGAAAAUUGCUGCGUGGCACGGUCUCCCAGGGCGCUAAUGCUAAACACAGUGUGCACGUAAAUUUCGGAGUGUCGUUACAACGAACGAAAUGUCCCAUUUUAUGCCGAAAACUCAUGCUUUUUGACUUGAAAACCGCCUAGAAAACAAUAUUUUGCUGAUUGAAAACCGUUCUUCACAGAAUUAAGAGUUUUUCAUGUUUUUCGCGUUUCGUCAAAACUUCAAAAAAUGAGCUUAAUUCCGCCUUCCGCCUUCCGCUUUCCGCCGCUUUUUUCAUUCCGCCUCCGCUUUCCGCCUUCCGCCAAAAAAAAAAAUUGAAAUUCCGCCUUCGCUUUCCACCUUCCGCCAAAAAAUUUUUUAAUCCGCCUCCGCUUUCCGCCUUUUCAAAAAACUACAAGCAACCCCAAAGUUAAGCAGCACUAAAAGUUACGCAGCACUAAAAUUCAGGCAGCACCAAAAGUUAAGCAGCACUGAAAUUUACGCAGCACUAAACUAUAAGCAACGCCAAAGUUACGCAGCACUGAAAUUUACGCAGCACUAACCUUUAGGCAGCACCAACAGCAAAGCAUCACUAGAUAUUACGCAGCACUAAAAUUUACGCAGCACCAAAAGUUAAGCAGCACUGAAAUUUACGCAGCACUAAAAUUCAGGCAGUACCAAAUGUAAAGCAUCACUAAAAUUUACGCAGCACUAAAAUUUACGUAGUACCAUAAGUUAAGCAGCACUGAAAUUUACGCAGCACUAACCUUUAAGGAAGCCCAAAGUUACGCAGCACUAAACUACAAGCAGCACCAAAAGCUAAGCAGCACUGAAAUUUACGCAGCACUAAAAUUUAAGCAGCACCAAAAGUAAAGUAUUACUAAAAUUUAAACAGUACUAAAAUUUAAGCAGCACCAAAAAUUAAGCUGCACUAAAAGUUACGCAGCACUAAACUUUAAGGAAGCCCAAAGUUACGCAGCACUAAAAUUUACGCAGCACUAAACUAUAAGCAGCACCAAAAGUAAAGCAUCACUAAAAUUUAAGCAGCACUAAGAUUUACGCAGCACCAAAAGUUAAGCAGCACUGAAAUUUACGCAGCACUAAACUAUAAGCAACGCCAAAGUUACGCAGCACUAAAAUUUAGGCAGCACUAAAAUUUAAGCAACGCCAAAGUUACGCAGCACUGAAAUUUACGCAGCACUAAAAUUCAGGCAGCACCAAAAGUUAAGCAGCACUGAAAUUUACGCAGCACUAAACUAUAAGCAACGCCAAAUUUACGCAGCGCUGAAAUUUACGCAGCACUAAAAUUUACGCAGCACUAAAAUUUACGCAGCACUAAACUAUAAGCAGCGCCAAAAGUAAAGCAUCACUAAAAUUUAAGCAGCACUAAAAUUUAAGCAGCACCAAAAGUUAAGCAGCACUGAAAUUUACGCAGCACUAAACUAUAAGCAACUCCAAAGUUACGCAGCACUAAAAUUUAGGCAGCACUAAAAUUUAAGCAACGCCAAAGUUACGCAGCACUGAAAUUUACGCAGCACUAAAAUUCAGGCAGCACCAAAAGUUAAGCAGCACUGAAAUUUACGCAGCACUAAACUAUAAGCAACGCCAAAGUUACGCAGCACUGAAAUUUACGCAGCACUAAACUACAAGCAACGCCAAAGUUACGCAGCACUGAAACUUACGCAGCACUAAACUAUAAGCAACCCCAAAGUUACGCAGCACUAAAAUUUACGCAGCACUAAACUACAAGCAACGCCAAAGUUACGCAGCACUAAAAUUUACGCAGGACUAAUAUUUAUGCAGCACCAAAAGUAAAGCAUCACUAAAAUUUAAGCAGCACUAAAAUUUACGCAGCACCAAAAGUUAAGCAGCACUAAAAGUUACGCAGCACAAAAAUUCAGGCAGCACCAAAAGUAAAGCAUCACUAAAAUUUACGCAGCACUAAAAUUUAAGCAGCACCAAAAGUUAAGCAGCACUGAAAUUUACGCAGCACUAAAUUAUAAGCAACGCCAAAGUUACGCAGCACCGGGCAUUCUUUACAUUUUUUAUGCGUGACUUUCGAUAAAAUACCGAGUUGUAAUGCCCUAUUUUUGCAGCGUGUGUCCAGAAUGAAUUUCAAUGCUCGGACGGUUCGAAAUGCAUCCCGAGAGCCCAAUUCCAGGACGGAAAAGAGGAUUGCGCGGACGGAUCGGACGAGGAGUGCACGACUUCGCAGUUUGCGUGCCAGUGCGGAGCCGUGAGAUGCGUCGCCGAGCAGUUUGUGAUGGACGGAAGUUGGGAUUGCGAAGACGGCUCCGACGAGUUUGUCAGUCAGAAAAGUGAGUACUGUAGAGCUGAGGAUUUUGAAGUUUUGAAAAAAAUUACGUGGAAACUCAAACUUUCCAAUUUUUCUUUGAGAACAGUGCCCAGAAAAGUCAAAGCGAAACCGUUUCUAUCUACAGAAAACAUUUGAUCUACAGUUUUCCUCAAAAGGUAGAUCAAUAUCAAUUUUCAGUCAACUGCACCGGAAAACACCACAAAAACACUGGCAUCAACUCAUUUUCCCUUGGAAAAAUCAAGAUCUGCUCGGGCCUGAACCCGUGUAAACCGGAACUCGGACAAGUUUGUGUGGUAAGACCCUCCGACACGCAGGUGCCACGUCAUCACACACUAUUCCAGGUGAUUGGCGGAACGUGGCGAUGCGUUUGCAAACUGGGGACCGUCCGUCCGCCGGGCUCCGAAAAAUGCAUUCCCAUGGAGUUGCUCGCCCGCUUUCGAAGCAGUUCCUAUGGAAAUUGCUCCGAAUCGAAUGAGAAUCUUUUUGGACUUCUUCAAGCAUCCCCAAAAGUGUUCGAGGACCCGGAAGCACUGAAGAAACCCGAAAAUCGAUGGAUGAACAUUCGGAGAGCGCCCAGACCGAAACCGAGGAAAGUUAUCAUUUCUGGAAGCACUGUAAGUUUGAACUUUUUAUGUUUUUUCAAAAAAAACUAAUUUCAGCCCAACGGAAUCGACGGAUUUCUGGAGAACGAGUCGGAAAGGGUGCCGUUCAUGUUUCUGGAGGAGCAAAAAGAGGUCGACUAUGUCAGUGCGAUUCCCGACGAAAUCAUCGACAGCUACGGGACGAUCACGACGCCAACACACCUCGAAUUCAGUCGCGACGAGCCGCCGUGCACCGGAAACGCCUCUUGUGGUCAGAUUUUGUUUCGGCUACUUACUGUAGACUCCAAAGAACUACAGUCAUCCAGUAGAAGUCAACAAUUGCAAAUUUUCAGGCCACUACGAAUCGUGCCAACUGAAAUCGGAUGGAACUUUUGGAUGUCUGUGCCGUAACGGUUUUUUCAGUGUCAACGGGACUUGUAUAGGUUGGUACUGUAGUUUUUGUUCUGCAGAUCCGCUAGAGUACCGCUAGGGACUAGUGUAUAAAGCUACAGUACCGCCAAUAUCUUCUGCUUUCAGAACUAAUCGACGAAUGUUUGCGUGGCCAGCACGAUUGUCACUCGGACGCCCGUUGCGUCGACGCCCUCGUCGGCUACGAAUGUCUGUGUCGCGAAGGGUAUCUGGACACGUCGCGAGAGCCGAAAGCACGGCCGGGAAGGAGUUGCAGAAAGUGUAAGGGCGACAAUAUUUGUGUGUUUCAUUGAAACAAAGGAAGACGUUGACAAUUUGCAGUGGUGAAUGAGUGUCUGAGCGCUUCUCUCAACGAUUGUGCACCCGACGCCAAGUGUUUGGACAAGCCGAUUGGUUACACGUGCAGGUUUGUCGCAUUCUGCACCCUAAAUUCUAGAACAAAUCUAGGCCUCGUUUUUGAAAUAUUUUGCGCACAUUUGAGAAAAUUUGAAAUCCUGAGCAACAAUUAGAGCAGCUAGCAUCUUAGGCCAUGUUUUUCGGAAGCCUAUGCUAUGGCUUGUGACUUUAGACCCAAUUUUGGCGAGCCCUAGUCAUGAUUAGGAAUCCUAGGCCAUUGUACGAGAUUAUGGGCUCUGAUUUUGGAUCCUCAUAUACAUUUCAUCAUGUUCCAGUCAACAAUAUGUGUUUUUUCAGAUGUCAAGAUGACUACGUGGACAUUUCGUCGCUGGGAGCCAGAAAACCGGGUCGCAACUGUACAAAAGGUUAGUGUUUUCCAGAGUUGCCACGGGCCGGGCCGGGCCGGGCCGGGCCGAAAUUUUCAAAACUCCGGCCCGGCCCGGCCCGGUCGGCCCGGUUCAAAAAGCGGGAAACCAAAUUUUGAACUAUUGAUUAAAUAAAAUGUUUGUUUUUCGUAGAACUAACGAAUUUUGCAAGUAUCGAGCAUAAAAAAGAAAUGUAGUUCUCAAAAAUUGUUUUUAUUGGCGAACAAAUCAAUGUUUUACACGCGCCACAAUCCGAAAGUUGGAAAAAAAAAUGGCUAAAGAGCGCGCGCGACCGUAAUGUCGGAGUGUCGUAGUUUUUUUUCUAAAUUUUGAUCCCCGCAAAAAAAAAACGAAAAAAUCGAUUUCCCCCAAAAAUUUGAAUUCGCGCCUUUUGAGCCGGGCCAGCAAAUUUUCGGCCCGUAAUUUGGCAAGUCUGGUGUUUUCCCUCGAUUCACCCUCAUUCAUUCCGCACCUUUUUGUCUGUGCAGCCGUCAACGAAUGCGCGACGAACGUGCACAACUGCGAUCAUCGCGCAAUUUGUCACGAUUUGCCGAUUGGAUACUCGUGCAGGUUGGCGGAAAAUUUUGCAGACAGUACACAGGAAAUGCACCAAAAUUUGCAGGUGCCCAUUCGGUUUCAUCGAUAUGAGUCCGACUUUGGAGGAGCAGGGCAGAAAGUGUGUUAUAGGUAAUAGUUGUGCGGCAAUUACGCCUUUUCACUGAGAAACUUGAAAAUAGUUGUUUAAAAUUCAUCCUGUGGGAUUACUGUAUGUCUCGAGUCAUUGGUACAAGUUGCGGAACCCUAUGAUAUUACACUGAAACCAGAAAACGGACAGUAAACAGUUAUCACCAUCACAACGAACCCGAAAAAGAAACUUUUACUUCCUCUUCCGAUGAUGAUCGCGAAACAUCCUUGACCCAUUAGUGUAACAUUGCUGCUAUCAUCUUUUUUUUCCCCUCUUUGUGACCUUUUUCCUGGCAAUAGUACAUAUCCCCCCGUUUUCCGGUGUAUUUCACUGUCUUCUUUGUCUGCAGUCGAUCCCGAAAUUUCACUCGAAUUUCACUUUAAGAUGAGUAUCUUUUUGCCCAUUUUCACUUUGGUCUCGUACGAGAAUCGGACGGCUAAAGAUGCUAAUCACAUCACUUUGUACGGCGGAAAAAGGAAAACGUGGGUAACGGAACGGAAACUGUGGAUAUUGUAGAGUUUUUUCUACUAUCACUUUCCCCUUGGAAGUUAGGACUAGUUCAGAGCCCAUGGUAACUUUUAAGAGCUACAGUACUGCAGGGAGUGUUUGUACGAAUAAGAUGUCAACUACAAAAAUACAGUACUCGACAUGAGCUUCAUUUUUGUAGUUGACAACUUUUGUCUACAACCACUUCUCGAAGUACAAUUGCACUUGGAAAAUAUGACACCACUCGAAAUUUCAGCCGACGACGACUGCUCGACGUGUUCUCUGAUUCCUGGCGCCAGAUGUCUGCACACGGAGGACGGAGCCAAUUGUGCAUGCCUUUCGGGAUACGUGGACGUUCGUCGCGAUCCGGAAUCCCCUCUCAAGUGUCAAUUACUGAAGAAUAAGGAUGCCAAAAGUGCGUCACUUGUGGCCAACUUUGAAUAG